UCUUAGUUUACAUAAUGACAGGAGGUCCGCAUUGUGACAGGACAAAACACACCAGGCCGGCCGAUGGGGACCGAUAAAGCAAUUAUCCGAGCCUUGGCUCAUGUUGUAGUGCUCGUAUCCAAGGCCAAAAUCAAUCACAAUAUAUAACACGUUUAUCACAAUAAUUAGACUUCAUUUGCUUGUCAAUUCAGGAAGUUAUAAACGGUCCUUGAUUGUUAACAUUGCUCUGAAUUCCAGGCGUUAAAAAGGAAGUUCAUCAAAAGACAGGACUUUUCGAGCUCGAGCAUCGUGCUACAUGGAUCGCCGGCGUAAACAUAGCUUGCAGGAGCAAUUAUAUGCUCGGGAGAGAGUCUUAGCGGAUAUCAAAGAGAAAGAAGAGGCCAGAGGAGCGGAGGCUUCAAUUCCCGAGGAAUCUCAGGACUUGGAAAUCCAAGAUAGUGACUGCAAACGCGACGAAGAGCUGCCAUUCUUGCACCGAGUGGUAGCUGACGGGAAUUUGGAGCUCUUGACGCAACUUGUAGAAAAUGGCACAGACAUUAACGUGCGCGACCGCGAGGGAUGGCCCCCUCUGCACACGGCUAUUAAGACAGGGAAGUCGGAAUGUGCAACUUUCUUACUAAAACACGGCGCUGGAGAUAUUUACUUUGAACUACAGAAAGCCCAGUAUAUGAAACGAUUACAGACAAGUAAGAAGACCCGGCGGAAAUCACACUGGAUGUAAAAAUUGCGGGUAUUUUUUAUUUUAGUACACGCGCUCUUCAAGGUCUAGUACAGUAAUAAUUGUUGUGGUACUGUACGAAGAUUGUAUUAGGAACGUGAGUUUUUGAAGACAGGAGGUCAAGGGGUUUAUCUUGCAUCAGCUAUAAAAACAAUCGGUACUUCAAGAGUCUGGUAUUAUAAGAUCCUAAUGAAAGCCGUGACACAAAUACAGAGUUUGAUUACUGAUAAUGAUUCAAGAUAGAGCUAACAGGAAGAGAGUGGGACACUUUGGUGGUUGAUAACAAUGAGCCGUGCGUUGAGCCACUUCAAACCUGCCAAACCACCACAAUACCCCCAUUGUGUUGUUUUCCAACAAGCAUACCCCAUGCCUUGAUUCGGCCAGGCGUUAAUAACUCAAGCACUUUGAAGAAUGCGAGAAAUAUAAUGUGUGAGAACAUCAUAAAACUACCAUUAUCAAAGUAUAUCGUCGUGAACAGAAUUACAUUUCCUACAGAAUGACUAAUUGUUUUGUUUUUGAAUAAAAUUUUGUUUUCGAGGUAUCGCAGGACAAAAAGAAGUAUCUCGAGUGCAUAGUUAUUGUAAUAACCCAAGGUAUUUAUUUAUGAACAUCUCGUGAGAUGUGAAAGUUUACCUUGUCAAAGGGUGUUUAUUCGUGUGUUUUUCAAGUUACUUAUAUGUAAAAUUUUAACAUUCAGGCGUUUAAAGCUUGUUUCAGUAUUCGAGUGACGGUCAGGCACAUCAUCUGCUUGAAGUUUUCUGCUGGUUUAGCGGGCGAUGUUUUUUGGUAGCUAGAGUAACAAAACAGGAUAGGAUUGGAAACAAGAAGCUAAAUUCAGCACGAGUUGCAUGUUGCUUUCCCUGCUAGCAGAGGCCUCUUUUCUCUGUAUUUCGCUGGAUAUAGCUUUUCCUCGCGAACUCCAGCCCAGCGAAAUACAGAGAAAAGAGGCCUCUGCUAGCAGGGAACAGGUUGCUAAGGAUGAAGCUUACACAGAUGACUGAGUUGUUUAAUCCAUAUAUGUUUUGAUUAAAGACAAAGCCCUCAGGACAA
Molecule: messenger RNA, 1768 nt
Organism: Nematostella vectensis (starlet sea anemone)
Lineage: Eukaryota; Metazoa; Cnidaria; Anthozoa; Actiniaria; Edwardsiidae
Product: ankyrin repeat domain-containing protein 49
Exons: 1
Coding region: 296-721 (141 amino acids)
Molecular function (GO): protein binding
Source: RefSeq, a predicted model, not a curated record